CCAAGGACAAAGAUAAGGAGAUGAAGGUCUCCCUCAAACUCCAAGAUGAGCGGAGCCCCGUUCUUAGAGCCAAAAUUCCCGCCUCCAUAUUCAGUCACCCCUUCGUUUCUAGCCUCACCACCGCCACCACUGUUAACGGCAACGACGAAUCCUGUCAAAACCCUUCCUUUGGCCUUUCCACCAAUUUCCCUUCUGGCCCUUGUCUCAAACUUUCUUACUCCCCCUCAAGCACAGCGUCAGGCCCUUUUUCUCUCUGUCUCAAAUCCGGCCUUGGCCUCUUAGGCUCGCCGCACAACUCCCCUCUCGUCUUCUCUGCUCAAUUUUCUCUCCUCUCUUCAAAUCCUAGCUCUCUCAACCCAACUUUUUCUCUUCAUUUCAAGCCCCAAUUCGGCAACUUUUCUAUACGCAAGGCCACUUCGUCAAAGCCUGGCACUGACCCAGAUACUGGGUCAGAAACCCACCUCCAAUCUAGGUCGCGUUCGAGUUCUGAGUUUGGACAUGAAUUUGACCGGGAGGGGUCAUCGGUCUGGCAGGAGGUGAAAUUAGAGCCAUCUAGUGCCAACGAUAAUGGGUUUGUAGAUGCUACCUAUAGUUAUACUAGUGGGUUACGUUCAAAUAAUGGAAUUGGAUUCAUUCCUUGGGGUCGUUGGUUUUUGCCUGGAAUUGCUGUUACAGCUAAGUCAUUGUUGCCUGUAACAAAAAGAUGGGUUGUGAAUUUUCGAUGGUCUGCGAAUAUGCCUGCAGAAAUGGGGCCAAAAAUGCCAUAUUUGAGGGUUAACAAAAUUGGAAUUGAGAGGGUUGAGGACGUGAAAGAAGUGAAGAACAAUCGCGAAGAUGAGAGUAAUCAAGGUGAUGUCGAUUUGUUGAAAACUAUGUUUUUUUGGAUGGGAAGAGAUUUGGAGACAUUGGGAAGGGAGAAUAAAGAACUGAAGCAGUGUCUGGAGGAGAUGAGACAGGAAGCUUCAGCAAGGACUCUUCCUAGGGGAAGUGAGGGUUUUACAAGGAUAGUUCCUAGUUCAACUUCAACCCCUUCGGUUGAGAAGACAAAUAAUUUUGAGCAAUGGAGGAUCAAGAAAGAUGGCAGGGAAGAGAAUGGUGGAAAGGAAUUGGAGAAGGGUGCAAAUAAAAUGAGUGAUCUGGAGAGCAAAUUGCAGAAAGCUGUUAAGGCUGCUUCAACUUAGGUUUUAAUUGCUUGGAAUUUUGAAUGUAUGACUUUCCCAUGUGUGUGUGUGUGUAUAUAUAUAUAUAGUGAUUUGCCCUCGCAGCCUUGCUCAAUGUGUAUAAACGUAGUUGCAGAAA
Molecule: messenger RNA, 1299 nt
Organism: Rubroshorea leprosula
Lineage: Eukaryota; Viridiplantae; Streptophyta; Magnoliopsida; Malvales; Dipterocarpaceae
Source: the annotation of a GenBank genome assembly